Pectinophora gossypiella (pink bollworm) is the source of this 3155-nucleotide messenger RNA. It is a transcript of the gene hig, whose product is annotated as locomotion-related protein Hikaru genki. The transcript has 10 exons. The record is from RefSeq and is a predicted model, not a curated record. The coding region runs from base 331 to 1785 and encodes 484 amino acids. Lineage: Eukaryota; Metazoa; Arthropoda; Insecta; Lepidoptera; Gelechiidae.
ACUGGACCCUACCCAAAAUAUGGAUUAGAGUAAGAGUGGCUGCACUAGUCCACUACGUUUUAAAUAACUCGCGGAUCGGAAUAAUCCCUUGCUCGUCCCUUCAUGUACAGUCAAUGUAUCGUGCGUGGUGUAUUUAUUAUGUAAAUGUUAUAAACUGCGGAUCAUGGUAUGGCAACCCUGCUCCUGUCAAAGUAGUCACAAAAGUCAAUGCUAUGCUAUUCGUUUAUUAGAAGAAACAGCGGAAUAUUUAAAUUAAAUAAUAAUUGUAUGUUUCCUUUCAUUAAUUAAUCCAGAAUAUGAAUUGAAAAAAAAAAUAGUUCAAAUUGUAAAAUGAAUUAUUUAGUACUGUUUAUUUUAUUUAUACCUGUGGUGUUCUGUGAAAAUGAAGAAAACACUCCACCCUUUCCUGAUGACUUCAAAUGUUCUUUGCCAGAUGUUAAAAGUGUUGACGACAAUCUUGAUCUAACAAGAUUCAGGUCAGAUUUUUCUAAGAUUUCUGAGGUGAAAUUUCCUGGCUUAAUUGGUCCAUUAAAUGAGCGUUUAAUUUGUAAAAUUAAGUGCAUCGACGGCAAUUGGGUUGGACCUCUCUGUUCUAACACACCAGAUGGCCGGUUCCAGCCAAUACUAAGGGAAUGUGUGUAUCGUAAUGACCACCCAUUGCUUGCAAUAUCAUUCAAAAAUUCUUCUAUAGAUAAACACACAUCAUUUCCCCAUGGCUCAUUGAUCACUGCCCGAUGCAAGCAUUUUGGACACUAUAAAAUGAAAGGGGAUGGUUUAUUGCAUUGUGAAAAUGGAGAGUGGAAACCUAAACUGCCUGAAUGUGUGCCAACUACAGUCAUAACAAAUUUCACAGGUGAUGCACCACCAACAAUCCAGUAUACUGUGGUCAGUGGAUCUGCUGUAGUGGACCCUUCAGGAGAGCUGUUGGUGUUUCCUGAUAGCACUUUGCGGCUUGAUUGCAUCUCACCUCGUGCACUUGGUGACCCUGAGUGGAGCUGGACUCAGGCCCUUGGACAUCAUAGUGCAGCUUGGUCCUUGGACGAGGGCGAGACAGCCGAGACAGAGACGCACUACCGCGUGACGCUGAACAAGAUGUCUGCACGUCACAGCGACCAGUACACUUGCACCUCGCCUGGGGGACACACCAACACCAUCACAAUUAAAGUUGUUAGCGUGACUUGCCCACCACUGAAUGCAUCAACGCAGCAUCUACGUCAAUUCGCGCAGGGCUCCAGGCUCGGUCACGCCGCACAUUUCAGCUGUCAACCCGGUUACCAUCUCAAUGGCUCUGCGCUUCUGACUUGCAUGGGCGACGGAAGGUGGUCAGCGCCGCCGCCGACGUGUGUGGAGACAUUCUGUCCAGUGCUGGGUUCGUUGGGGCCUCACUUGAGUGUUGUGGAGUAUAACUCGUCGUUCGGCGGGCGCGCCGUGUUCCAAUGCUCUUGGGGCUAUCGACUGGUGGGGCCGCCAGGGCUCGAGUGCGAACAGGACGGCACCUGGUCUGGAGCUAUACCAACCUGCACUCCUAUCUACUGCCCAGACCCUAUCGUCCCAGAGGAUGGCCGUUUGGUAUCUGGGAUGACAACUAAAGACAAGCACCCAGUGGGAGACCUAAUAAUAUAUGCGUGCGAUGAAGGUUAUGAAAUUGUUGGCGAAUCAUCCAUCGUAUGCACUGAGACCGGUUUCUGGUCCCACCCUCCCCCUUUCUGUUUCCUUCCUUCAGAAAUCCGGAAAACAGACACUAUUUAUGUGGAGAACACUACUCUUGUGUAUUUCGAGGAGUAAGUAAGUAGCAAGUAAUCAUAAGAAUUAUGUAUACCUAAUUGUGCCAUUUUAUAUAUAAUUUAGAGAAGUUUAUUCUUCAUGUAUUCAAAUCUAGUCUGUUAUGGUUGCUUACCUAAUACCUACUAUUUAUUUAAUAUUAAGUAUAAUCCAAUCAAUGUUGUAUUAUGCUAAGUCGCUGUGCGAAUUCACAAAGUAUAAUUAUUUUAUACAUAAUUUACGGCCUGCCUGAUCUUGACGCAUCAAAACUAGAUUUAAUAAAACAGUCCGUUUACGCGUAGUAGAAUUUUGUGGAAUAUGCUAUUGGAUAGUACAGGUGCGAAUUUAUUUCAAAUACGAUACGAUCAAAAGUUUCGAAUUCAUUUUACGACACGAGAGAUUUUGUCUAUUUACUGUUGCUUAAAUGUUUCGUCUAAAGAGUUUUAGCUCCAGCUGUUAACUCUUAACACUUUCCCUAAAUGUUUACAUCACUUCACUCAGUCAUAGCGCCUGGCGCAGAACUGUGAAGGCGAAAGUCGGACGAGACAGUGUUUUUUAGAAAUAGUCCGAAACUUGAUCCUUCGUAAUGACCUUUCAACUUUGCAGAUACUCCAGAGGGUAUCAGAGAAUUGGUGACAGAUCACAUUGGUGGCAGCAGUCUGCUUCUUUUUGUCCGAAUCCCAUGCUAAGCAAUACGUUUACAAAGCAGGAGUUUUAACAGCUCGGAGAUUGUUUCCUUCGGAUUAGUCUCCAAACAUAAUUGAUGUCAUCUUCGUAACCUUCUGGUUGUUUGUAUGAGGUGUAAGUUUUCUUGUGCGCUGACACUUAAAAGAGCUCUUAUUUGUAGCUAGUCGGGCCAUAUGACUGAACGUUUGGUCGUAAUCUUGUCCUUUUCAUUGUUUAUAGCCAUUUUCUACAAGGCGCGCUUUGUACUUGUUGAUUGUACUAUCAGGAUUCUUCUUGAUGUGUAGAACCCAUUUGCAAGGUAGAGCCUCUCUAUUAAUGUUGUGUAUUGUUUUUAAGUUAAGUUAUUGACUGGAUGGAUGUCGCAUAGGGUCGAGUAUUGUGGAAGAACUUGGGGGAGACCUUUGCCCAGCAGUGGGAUCGAAUAGGCUAAUGAUAAUAAUAAGUUAUUGAUAAGUAAACAUAAGUACCUUAAUGAUGGGAUUUAGAUCUAACUAUAUGCGAGCCCAUAUAGGGUUGUGAUAGCUAAACAAGCUAAUAUAUAAAAGUCAUCUCCUCAUACAAACCGUAUCAGCAAAUCGCGUAUUUAGUAUGGGAGACCAACAUUUUUUUAUAAUACCUAUUUCGACCCAUGUUCCUUGGAAAAAUUGUUUAGUUUCAUGGCCGCUGCCGCUCAUUUUUUUACACCCUGUAGAUAUAUUCCCCCAAAC